CGCGCAAGUUGCAAUAAACGUCGGACAAUCUGUCGGACUGAUAAAUACUCUACUAUUUGCGAGCUUUAAAACAUCGGGCGCUACGUCGUAUAUCCUACUUCUAUUCGAUCCUACACUAUGUUCCUCCGUGUAAUUUCGACACUGGGCGUCGCGCUGACGUCGUGGGUUCAUUGCAGCAGCAUGAACCGCACAUACACAAACCCCGUUCUUCCAGGAUGGAAUUCAGAUCCAAGCUGUGCUUUCGUCCAAGAAUGGGACAACACCUUCUUCUGCACAACCUCGUCCUUCCUGGCCUUUCCGGGCGCUCCAGUAUUUGCCAGCAAGGAUCUCACGAACUGGAAGUUGGCCAGCUACGCUCUGAAUAGGGUGGAUCAAGUACCUGAGUUGUUGAACAAUGGUCAGCAGAGCGAGGGCAUCUGGGCGUCUACGAUCCGCUAUCGCAACGGCACCUUUUAUCUCAUCACGUCGUACAUCUCCUUUGCGGUAUGGGAACCGAAGCUUCUCCUUUUCACUACUACUGAUCCGUUCGACAACAAUGCUUGGAGCGAUCCCGUGCGCGUCGAGAACCCGGCCAACGACAUCGACCCGGACAUUUUCUGGGACGACGAUGGCAAAACGUACAUGGCCAUCGCUGCUGGAAUCUACAUCAGUGAGAUCGACGUCACAACGGGUGCAGCAACAGAACCGUUCAGGGUCUGGAAUGGGACUGGAGAUCGGAACCCGGAAGGUCCCCAUUUGUAUAAAAAGGAUGGGUACUAUUAUCUCUUGAUCGGAGAGGGAGGCACCGAGACGAACCACAGCGCCACCAUUGCUCGAUCAAGAGAUAUUCACGGACCAUACGAAGGAUAUACCAAGAAUCCAGUUCUUACAGCCAAGAAUACGGAUAGGUACUUCCAGACGGUCGGCCAUGCGGAUCUUUUCCAAGAUGGCGAUGGAAACUGGUGGGCCGUUGCCCUGUCCACGCGAUCCGGUCCGGACUGGGAGGUCUAUCCCAUGGGCAGGGAGACGGUGCUUGUCCCCGUCACGUGGGAAGAAGGCGGGUGGCCCGUCGCGGAUGUAGUUCGUGGGCGAAUGAGUGGACCUCUUCCACCUCAAAACAAGGAUAUCAAAGGCGGCGGACCGUUCGUUGAUGUCCCGGAUAUGAUUGACUUCCCUCCCAAUUCGAGCAUUCCGCGCCAGCUGCUCUUCUGGCGACCGCCGAAGACAUCUCUCUUUGCUGUGUCCUCACCGGGCCACCCGAAUACGUUAUGUAUCUCUCCGUCGCGAUUUAACCUCACCGCAGGCGACAACUUUCAGCCAGCACAAGACGGUCUAGGCUUCAUUGCGCGCAAGCAGACAGCUUCGAUCUUCGAAUACAGUGUCGAUGUUUCCUUCAAGCCUUCCGCUGUAGAUGAGGAGGCCGGUGUUUCCGUUUUCUUAACGCAGCUUCAACACAUCGACCUUGGAAUUAUUAACCUAGCAACUAACGGCACGCUUACUCCGACGCUACGUUUCCGCAUUGAAGCAUCCGGAAAGCCGAAUGUCACUGUGCCGGAUAUGAAGGUGGUGCCUAUCCCGGACUCAUGGCAAAACCAGACCAUUCGCCUUUCCGUCAAGGCAACUGAAGGCUCCAUGUACACUCUCUCAGCCGCGUCUACCUCGAACCCUCAGGAGUCGAUCAACAUGGGUUCCGCAAGUGCUCUUAUUGUAUCUGGAGGAAGUGGGCCAUUUACCGGUACACUAGUAGGUGCAUAUGCGACGAGCAACGGGGGUAAUGGAUCUACCCCGGCGUACUUUAGCCGAUGGAGGUACACGCCCUUGGCUCAGGAGAUUUCGGAAGGCGAAUACGUCCGCGUGUAAGCGAAACGGCCUGUGUGUGGUUGUGUGAACCAGGUUGAGAUAUAGUAUGACCCCGUACGUGCACAGAUAUCGGCUGUGUAAUGGCA
Trematosphaeria pertusa is the source of this 1925-nucleotide messenger RNA. RefSeq names its product glycoside hydrolase family 43 protein. The transcript is spliced from 2 exons. Gene Ontology annotation, biological process: carbohydrate metabolic process. Bases 118 to 1839 code for a protein of 573 amino acids. The record is from RefSeq and is a predicted model, not a curated record. Gene Ontology annotation, molecular function: hydrolase activity, hydrolyzing O-glycosyl compounds. NCBI's taxonomy places the organism in Eukaryota, Fungi, Ascomycota, Dothideomycetes, Pleosporales, Trematosphaeriaceae.